CCCCUUCUCCACGUCCUCCCCCCCUCGCCGCUUUCUGGAAGGUUCGUGAAGGCGGUGGGCGCGUUCCGUUAGUCUGCGGCCGUCCGGAAUCCGACUCCAUCCGUCCUCCCCAAGCCCACGCAGACCCAGCCGACCUUGCCAUGCCGGAGAACGUGGCUCCCCGGAGCGGGGCGCCCGCCGGGGCUGCGGGCGGCCGCAACAAAAGCGCCUAUCAGGACCGUGACAAGCCGGCCCAGAUCCGCUUCAGCAACAUCUCCGCGGCCAAAGCUGUUGCUGAUGCUAUUAGAACAAGCCUUGGACCUAAAGGAAUGGAUAAAAUGAUUCAAGAUGGAAAAGGCGAUGUGACCAUUACAAAUGAUGGUGCCACCAUUCUGAAACAAAUGCAGGUGUUACAUCCAGCAGCCAGAAUGCUGGUGGAGCUAUCUAAGGCGCAAGAUAUAGAAGCAGGAGAUGGCACCACAUCGGUGGUCAUCAUUGCUGGCUCUCUCUUAGAUUCCUGUACCAAGCUUCUUCAGAAAGGGAUUCAUCCGACCAUCAUUUCUGAGUCAUUCCAGAAGGCUUUGGAAAAGGGUAUUGAAAUCUUGACUGACAUGUCUAGACCUGUGGAACUGAGUGACAGAGAAACUUUAUUAAAUAGUGCUACCACUUCAUUGAACUCAAAGGUUGUCUCUCAGUAUUCAAGUCUGCUUUCUCCAAUGAGUGUAAAUGCAGUGAUGAAAGUGAUUGACCCAGCCACCGCUACUAGUGUGGAUCUGAGAGACAUUAAAAUAGUUAAGAAACUUGGUGGGACAAUUGAUGACUGUGAGCUGGUAGAAGGGCUGGUACUUACUCAAAAGGUGGCAAAUUCUGGCAUAACCAGAGUUGAAAAGGCUAAGAUUGGGCUUAUUCAGUUUUGCUUAUCUGCUCCCAAAACUGAUAUGGAUAAUCAAAUAGUAGUUUCUGACUAUGUCCAGAUGGACCGAGUGCUGCGGGAGGAGAGAGCCUAUAUUCUAAAUUUAGUGAAGCAAAUUAAAAAAACAGGAUGUAAUGUCCUUCUCAUACAGAAGUCUAUUCUGAGAGAUGCUCUUAGUGAUCUUGCAUUACAUUUCCUGAACAAAAUGAAGAUUAUGGUGGUUAAGGAUAUUGAAAGAGAAGACAUUGAAUUCAUUUGUAAGACAAUUGGAACCAAGCCAGUUGCUCAUAUUGACCAGUUCACUGCUGACAUGCUGGGAUCAGCUGAGUUAGCUGAGGAGGUCAAUUUAAAUGGUUCUGGCAAACUGCUCAAGAUUACAGGCUGUGCAAGCCCUGGAAAAACAGUUACAAUUGUUGUUCGUGGCUCUAACAAAUUGGUGAUUGAAGAAGCUGAGCGUUCCAUUCAUGAUGCUCUAUGUGUUAUUCGCUGUUUAGUGAAGAAGAGAGCUCUUAUUGCAGGAGGUGGUGCUCCAGAGAUAGAAUUGGCCCUACGGUUAACUGAAUAUUCACGAACAUUGAGUGGCAUGGAAUCCUACUGCGUUCGUGCUUUUGCAGAUGCUAUGGAAGUCAUUCCAUCUACACUAGCUGAAAAUGCUGGCUUGAAUCCCAUUUCUACAGUAACAGAACUAAGAAACCGCCAUGCCCAAGGAGAAAAAACUACUGGCAUUAAUGUCCGAAAGGGUGGUAUUUCCAACAUUUUGGAGGAAUUGGUUGUCCAGCCUCUGUUGGUUUCAGUCAGUGCACUGACUCUAGCAACUGAAACUGUCCGGAGCAUUCUGAAAAUUGAUGAUGUGGUAAACACUCGGUAAUCAAGUAACACUGGCCAACUGGCACCAUCACAGCCACUAACAGUGUGUCUGGAGUGGAAGAUCUCCUUGCUGUUUGGAAGAUUGUUUUCCUCUACAAAUUCCCAGGCCUGGUCUUCCAGUUGGCACUUGCUUGAAAUUGUAUUGACAUAAUUGAAUUAAAGUAUUAAAUGUUUGGUUUCAAAGGGCAGAUUAAUUUAUCGUCCCUUCUACCCCCAACAGUCUGUUACUUCUGAUAUUCUUGACCUGUAUAAGAAGAGAAAAUGAAUUCACAUUCACUUAUGGAUUCGUUUAGGUCUCAAUCCUGGGUACUUUAAGUUUGUUUGUUUUAAAAAAGUAUUGAGAAUUUUAAAUGGCCCAGUAUGCUCAUCACCCUGAUAAAUCCCCAUUUACACAAAAAUAUCAAAGCCCUGUAUAUGCUGUUUUAAAAGAUAACAGUGUAAGAAGAUACAAAGUGAAAAAUGAAAAGUCCCUUUAGCCUAUCCUAAUCCCUUCCUCCAAGAAUAUAACCAUUAUUGUGAAAAUUGGGAUUCCUUUUACAAAUAAAACUAUACGCAUAUA
Felis catus (domestic cat) is the source of this 2318-nucleotide messenger RNA. RefSeq names its product chaperonin containing TCP1 subunit 4 (gene CCT4). The record is from RefSeq and is a predicted model, not a curated record. The coding region runs from base 141 to 1760 and encodes 539 amino acids. The transcript has 14 exons. Gene Ontology annotation, cellular component: chaperonin-containing T-complex. Lineage: Eukaryota; Metazoa; Chordata; Mammalia; Carnivora; Felidae. Gene Ontology annotation, molecular function: ATP-dependent protein folding chaperone; ATP hydrolysis activity; ATP binding. Gene Ontology annotation, biological process: protein folding.